Molecule: messenger RNA, 1812 nt
Organism: Endocarpon pusillum Z07020
Lineage: Eukaryota; Fungi; Ascomycota; Eurotiomycetes; Verrucariales; Verrucariaceae
Exons: 1
Coding region: 1-1812 (603 amino acids)
Source: RefSeq, a predicted model, not a curated record
AUGGCUACAUUCCACUCUCCUCACUCACAAUCAGUGACUGCUCCGCAUUCCACCUGCGCUACGACCGACCGGCCGUCCCACCUAUCUUCAGCAAACGACCCAGCUGUCCAGUAUUCCCACCACAAUUACAAUAUCUCGCCCAGAACGCAGGACGAUUCCUCGGCCACUGAAGAAAACAAUGAGUUCACCGAAGAGGAUAAUCUACGGCGUAAUGCCGAGACUGCCUCAAGCCGCUCCUCGAUCAGCUCCUUCCCUGCGUCUGUGGCUCCAAACGCAACUUUUUCCCCAACGAAGAAGCCCAAGCUUCAAGAUUUGAGUAUUGGUAGUCCUAGUGAUGAAGCGAAUGGGAGAAGAUGGCGGCAAUCACCAUUCCGCAAUCCAAGCUCUGUACGUAGCAUACAGAUGCGAGAUGAGGACGAUGCCAUCUCGCACCAUGGUAAAAGAACCUCUCGGAUAUCAAGAAACAUGUCUACAAUGUCAGCAAGAUCCCCUGGCUCAAUAUCUCAGACCAAACGACGUAGCGAUGCGGAGAGCUUGCUGUCACCCAAAAAUGCCAAGGUGAAAAAGGAGUUUCCUUUGGUAUUACUUCACUGCUCCCUUUUACCUCCUACUAUGCCCAUACAGGCAAGAAUCUCCGAUGCAGUAUUGAUGCAGGCUGUUUUACCAGAGGAAUAUUGGCAGCGGUGGAAACUACUAUGCGACAAGAUCACGAAUGAUAUUGAGAUUCAGGGCAGAGGCGUGCUGAUUCCGCACCCUAAGGCUGAUUAUGAGCUUCUGGAGGAAAGGCUGUUGGAGAGCCUGGAGCUCGCGGAACCACGAGUAAGGUCAGGGCACUUUUUCGGAAAUGAAGACGUUGAUGUGGUUGAAGAAAGUGAGAGCGACACCGAAACAGCCAGACAGGGCACUAAAUGUCAAGAUUGUGGGAGGAGAGUAGUGGAAAACACUACACGAGAUCGAGAAUGGGAGGUCAAGGUAUAUGCUGCGAAUGGACUGAUGCGAGCCGGAGCCUGGUCUGCUGCCUGGAAUGAGAUGGAAAAGGUCGAUGUGGAAGUUAGUGUGAGCUUACCACAAGAUAUAAGAAGAGAGGUGGAAGAAAGAUGCUUACGUCUAGGAUUUGACCAUGAACCGGAAGCAGAAGUUGUGAAUGGGUACGAGCCUUCUGACGCGGAGAGACGGAGGAGAGAGGUAUAUGGCACAUCCAAGCAUGAUCCACAAGAGAAGAUCGACGGCCUUUUCGAAGCAAGCGGUUCUCAUAAUGAUGCUCAUCAGGAGGCCGUUCGAUCGCAGCUUCAUUAUCAACAUCACGUCCCGCCUCCAACUAUCGAGCUCCGGCACCUCUUUAUCAGUUACGUCAGCCUUCUUGCGCAAGACAGGCGCAACGUGGUCAUUGCUGUCUUGAGCUUGGCUGUGCUAUUCUUUGCAUUUGGUACUUCCCCGCCGCCACAGCAAGGGGUCGGCUGGAGUAAGGUACCUGUCAACGUUUCUGUACCACCUUCGGAAGUUGUUCCACAUUGCACCCACGUUUCCAUAUCGUCUGUGAUACCUGCACCAGUGGUGCCAACAUCGAUUCUGCCUGCGGACAGCACUCCGACAUCAAAGGAUUGUGUCAGAUUAACAGAAUGCAACAAACCAAUGAUUCCGGUGCAUUCCCCAGUGGUGGUACAGGAAGCUGGCAUUUCAAGCUUGAAGGGCUCUGUUAUUCUAGCAGAAUGCAAUCAACCAACGACGUCCGCUGCUGGUGCGGGUGCCGCGAAUGUGCAAGCACCUACUGCUGACAGGAACCAAGAGUUUGUGGGUGAGACAGUUUUGUAG